CAGUGAUCUCGUGGCUGCCCCCGGACCGGUACCGGAGCCAGUGGACCAUGUGGUGCGCAGUGAACCGCCCGCUGUCGGUGGGCCUCCUGGCGACAGCGCUCUGUGUCGGGGUCCUGAGUGAGGGCGGUAACCCGGAGACUGCCUCCCCGACGCCGCCGGCCUCGCUGGUCGGCACUCUGGACCAGCUGUGGGCGUUCGUGGAGCGGCUGGAGGGCGCCGCUGGCCGGGCCGUGCUGGCCGGACUGGACAGCCGGCUGGAGCAGCUGCACGGCCGGCUGACGGCCCAGCUGGCCGGCCUCGCUGAACGGCUGGACGGCUGCCGACCGGACGCCGAGCUGGCGGCCCGUGUCAGUGAGCUCUGCAGAGGGAGGGAGGACAGCGGUCGGCUGGAGACGAUCUCUGCCCGGCUUGAGACGCUCUCUGCCCGACUGGAGACGCUCGCUGCUCAGCUAAACCGAGCUCACUUGAAGCCCGCACCGCCCCGCGACUGCAGUGACCUACUGGCCGGCUCCCAGAGCGGCAUCUACUUGCUGCGGCCCGGUCUGGGGGCCGCCGGAGAGGUGCCCGCCUACUGCGACCUGGACACGGACGGCGGACGGUGGACCGUCAUCCAGCGCCGGGCCGAUAUCGAGCCCCGCGAGGACUUUUACCGAGAGUGGGCCGCCUACAAGGAGGGAUUCGGAGAGCUUGAUGGUGAAUUCUGGUGGGGCCUCGACAACAUGUGGACCAUGACAUCACCCAGAGAUCGGCAAUACGAACUGCGUAUAGACUUGGAGGACUUUGAAGGUGAACGGAGACAUGCUAUCUACCAGAACUUUCGUAUCUCCUCUGAAUCGGACGGAUACCGGCUCAAUGUUGUGAACUACACCGGAAACGCAAGCGAUGGGCUGGCACAUCACGUCGGCAUUCGCUUUCAUACCAAAGAUAGAGACAAUUUUAGAGGAUGUGCUGCGGACUACAAGGGCGCCUGGUGGUACAACAACUGCCACGACUCGAACCUGAACGGCCAGUACCUCGCCGGGCCGCACACAACUCACGCCGAUGGCGUCAACUGGGAACUGUGGCGAGGCAACAAGUACUCGCUGAAGGCGGCCAGCAUGAAAAUCAGGCCCACCAGGAAGGCUCUGAAUGCGACCUGAUAAGUGAUAUACAUUAUACAUGUACCUACCUGCUGAUUUUGUUUAUUUGCGGAACAGUUCAAAUAUGUUUCAUUACGAUCAUGAGUUAUGUACGUUUGUUAUUCGUGAGCCAAAACAUGGGCACGUGGUCUGUAACAAUAAUUACGACCUUAUGCUGAACAGCACUGGAGUGUUCAUAUUCCAUAACGCGAGCAAUUUAGAGGGGAGGGGGACCGGACAGAGCUCCCCUGCUAUCUCCGAGUUGCCGACGACUUCCCGCAUAUCUCGUCCGGUCCGCAGCCCAAAGUUUGCCCGCCUUUGCUGCAAACGGUGGCAGCUGCCUCUGUGUCGGCAGCUGGUCACCCACUGACCCGGCCGGUGCCGGGCCAGUCGGCGGCCGUCCGGGACGCCGGGAGCCGUAUGUGCGCCGUCUGACGGCACCUGCUCCACCUGCGGCGGUCGAUAAGGUGACCGGGCGGCCGUCUGGAGCGGCGACCCUGGCAUCCUCUGACGCUCAGCGCCCCCCCCCCCCGACCUCGGCUCUCCCGGCCCCGACGUCCUCUGACCUCAGCGCCCUCCCCGGCCCCGGCGUCCUCUGAUGACCCCCCCCCCCCUGUGGUACGCCACGCCCCGCAGCAGCAGACGAAUGUCGGUGGCGCCGCUUCCUGAGAAGUCAUACUGGAGCCAAGGGAUAUUAUUUACAUAAAUGAUGGUAUUCUGUGCACUGUCAAACCUCAUAGGGUGGUAUACCAUCUUUGGUGGUUCCAGAUAUAAUGAGAAGCAAUGAUUUUAUUUGUCUUGUACGGAAUAAAUUGGUCACGUUAAA
Molecule: messenger RNA, 1944 nt
Organism: Amphibalanus amphitrite
Lineage: Eukaryota; Metazoa; Arthropoda; Thecostraca; Balanomorpha; Balanidae
Product: techylectin-5A-like
Exons: 1
Coding region: 48-1139 (363 amino acids)
Source: RefSeq, a predicted model, not a curated record